This is a messenger RNA of Wasmannia auropunctata (little fire ant), 2747 nucleotides long. Its product is annotated as ATP-binding cassette sub-family G member 1-like. Gene Ontology annotation, molecular function: ABC-type transporter activity; ATP binding; ATP hydrolysis activity. NCBI's taxonomy places the organism in Eukaryota, Metazoa, Arthropoda, Insecta, Hymenoptera, Formicidae. Gene Ontology annotation, cellular component: plasma membrane. The record is from RefSeq and is a predicted model, not a curated record. The transcript is spliced from 13 exons. Bases 487 to 2508 code for a protein of 673 amino acids.
GUUGACCAGUCACGCCUCGUUCGUCAAAGGACUCAUCCCGUAUUUUAGUCGCGACGUUGAUUCAUGACACCCGCCACACCGCGUGCGGCUGCCUCCUCCGCGGCGUAACUAGGAGCGCGCCCGUUGCGAGGAGGCUCUCAUGCCAUACAUAUACACUAACAGGGAGAGAUAUAGCUGGUGCGGGAGCAAGCCAACGUUAUUUCCGAGUCAGUCUAUCGCCGUUGCUGGUGGCGGUGCCGCUAAGCUCUGCUACGUUCCGUCGCUUGCGGUGCCUCUACCACGGGCAGUGUGAAUCGUGUCAAUUGACGAACCGCGACCGACGACCAGGUAGAACCGGAAGAGGGUACCGAUCGUUGCAGCCGGCAGGGUUGCGGGUUUGACACGCGGGGACGUUGCUGCCCUCGUCUCAUAGCGGAUCUUAAAUGAAUCAGGCCCUUCGAUCGCGCGUAGGCAUCAUUUCUUCCCGCCCGCAUCGUUUCCCUGCUGAUGCCGAACGGCUCGUUGCGGAAAAAAGUAUCGCGUAAUGACAACCGUCCACUGAAGACUAAACUGUUCUCGAGAAUAUUCCGGUGUGGGAAAAUCGUCAUGGAUCUUACUCCAGAAAACAACAUAAAUAUUGCCGGUAACGGCGUAAAUGGCGUAAACGGCGUUCACGGGAAUGCAAAAGAUGCCUUUAACAAUGGCAACGGCACUCCAUGUAUGUCGUAUCUUUCGAAAAUGGCUGCGGUGGAUAUCGAAUUCAACGAUGUGACAUAUUCAGUGCCGAGCCCACGAAAAGAAUCGAAGAUGAUUCUGAGGGGACUCAGCGGGCAAUUCAAGUCGGGCGAGCUGACGGCGAUUCUAGGUCCUUCCGGUGCCGGGAAAUCAACGCUACUUAACAUCCUCGCGGGAUACAGAUGCACGGACGUAGGUGGCUCGAUAAGUAUCAAUGGACAACUGCGGGACAUGCACGAGUUCAAGAAGAUGUCGUGUUACAUCAUGCAAGACGAUCUCAUACAACCGAAUCUCACGGUUUUCGAGGCGAUGUCCUUCGCCGCCGACUUAAAGCUGGGCAGAAGGAAAUCAAAAUCUCAAAAACGCAUCGCAAUAGAUGAAAUUCUAAGCACACUUAGAUUUACCGGAACGCGAGAUACACUCACAAACAAACUCUCCGGUGGUGAAAGAAAGAGGCUGGCAAUCGCACUAGAGCUCAUAAAUAAUCCGCCCGUUAUUUUUCUCGACGAACCGACCACCGGACUGGACGAGCUCUCCUCCCUCCAGUGCGUCGACGUUCUCCAGAGGCUGGCGCACUUCGGACGCACCAUCGUGUGCUCGGUGCACACGCCCAGUGCGAGCGCAUUUAAGAAAUUCGAUCACGUCUAUGUCAUGGCCAACGGACAAUGCGUUUACAGAGACACCGUGAGCAACAUAGUGCCGUUCUUGCGAAACAUAGGCCUAGAAUGCCCGAAACAUUACAAUCCGGCGGACUUCAUAAUAGAGAUCUCAUCGGGUGAAUACGGUUUUGAUUUGAUCGACCGGAUGAUCACAUGCGUAAACACGAAGCUACCGCUACUUCCGAUUUUGCGAUCAAAAAGCGAAUUCGAGCUCGACAAAAAGAACCCGAAAAUCUCGUGGAUUGAUCAAUUCGGCACGCUAGUGAAGAGAAUGAUACUGCAGCUAUAUCGAAACAGAAGUCACAUGUACCUGAAGAUAGUACUACACAUCUUUCUGGGGAUAGUGAUUGGCGGAUUAUUUUUCAACAUGGGCAACGAUGGCUCCAAGGCCCUCUUUAAUUUCGGUUUUUGCUUUGCAUGCGUGAUCGUUUUUCUGUAUAUACCCAUGCUACCAGUGCUGCUGCAUUUUCCUUCGGAAAUCCGAAUGAUGAAACGGGAACACUUCAACAGAUGGUACAACCUUAGCGCAUAUUAUUGGGCCUUAACGGUAGUCAAUAUACCUGUACAGAUAUUUUUCGCAGUUUUGUAUCUCAGCAUGGUCUACUUGAUCACGGGGCAACCGCUGGAAUUGCACAGAAGCUCCAUGUUCUUCUGCACUUGCUUUGUAUGUGCCUUCAUCGCGGAGAGUAUAGGACACAAUAUUGCCAGUAUAUUUAAUGUCGUGAAUAGUGUAUUCACCGGACCCGCGUUGACUUGCCCGUUAAUGCUAAUCGCGGUGCAAGAUUUCGGUGACUCGAGGCCUCUGCCGCUCUACCGGUCGAUUCCCAUGUACAUGAGUUACAUCCGAUACGGACUGGAGGCUCUCACAACGGCCAUGUACGGUUACGGUAGACAAAGACUACCUUGCCCAGCGGAGGAGACUUACUGUCAUUUCAGUUCGCCCAAGGAAGUCUUGCGAAUCAUAGGUGCGGAGAAACCUCCGAACUUCUGGUUGGACAUAUCAGCCCUCUUCAUUAUCUUAUUUAUUUCCAAAGGGAUUUUAUAUUAUUUACUGAGGCAAAGGGUGCAACCAAGCAAAACUUUCCAGAUGCUCCAGUUUAUCAGAACAUUCAUCAAGACAAAUUUCAAUAUUUGAUAAUUAUUUCUAUUAUUAGUUCCAUUUUCGUUCGUACCAUGAUGUGUCGGCAUCAUACGCGUCGCUCGGUGCUCUCUAAGUAAAUAGAACGUAUUCUGUUCACGAAUAUGAAUUUGAAUUGUAUUUGCGAAAUUACAAAAUUGUGUCGAUAUAACGAUAUGCCGAACGUGAUAUUAGUUAUAUAUAAAAAAAAAAGAAAAGAAAAUAAUUUGUAAAAAUAAAAUAAAAAUUUCAUUGUA